Molecule: messenger RNA, 590 nt
Organism: Malus domestica (apple)
Lineage: Eukaryota; Viridiplantae; Streptophyta; Magnoliopsida; Rosales; Rosaceae
Product: serine/threonine-protein kinase BSK1-like
Biological process (GO): brassinosteroid mediated signaling pathway
Molecular function (GO): protein kinase activity
Source: RefSeq, a predicted model, not a curated record
AGCAGAAGCAACAAGGAACUAGCUCAUGGUUGUCUUCUAAAAAGCUUCCAUCUUUUCGACUCCAAGAAGCUCAAAAACUCACUGAAUUUUCAAACCCCAACAGAAAACCAAUUCAUGGGUUGCUGUGAAUCCAAAGUUUCAGAGAACCAACAACCAGAGAAAAUCCAAACCCAGCAUCUAGCUCACAACAGCCGGACCACGACCCACCACACGAAUCCCACCUCCGAAUCCGACCUGGAAACCGGCGGAGCCCCACCCUUCUCCGAAUUCUCCUUCACCGACCUCAAAGCCGCCACCAACAACUUCAGCUCUGACUACAUAGUAUCGGAGAGCGGCGAGAAGGCCCCUAAUCUUGUUUACCAGGGCCGGCUGCAGAACCGCUGUUGGAUCGCCGUCAAGAAGUUCACCAAGAUGGCGUGGCCUGAUCCCAAGCAGUUUGCGGAGGAAGCUUAGGGUGUGGAGAAGCUACGGCAUCGGCGGCUUGCGAAUUUGAUACGCCCAAAAUUUUUUUGGAUAAGUUUUAUUUUUUAUUUAUUUUUUAUUUUUAAUCUACUUUUUAAUAUCUAUGUGGCGUGAAGUCAUUAUCCACG